Messenger RNA from Rhododendron vialii, 1083 nucleotides. RefSeq lists its product as uncharacterized. Gene Ontology annotation, cellular component: cytoplasm; eukaryotic translation initiation factor 3 complex. Lineage: Eukaryota; Viridiplantae; Streptophyta; Magnoliopsida; Ericales; Ericaceae. The coding region runs from base 85 to 1008 and encodes 307 amino acids. The transcript is spliced from 2 exons. The record is from RefSeq and is a predicted model, not a curated record. Gene Ontology annotation, molecular function: RNA binding; translation initiation factor activity.
UUUUCCAAUUGCUCAUAAAUCACCAUAAGUUUCCCAUCCGAAAACCCUAAUCCCUCACAACAUCACCAAUCAAAGCACACAACCAUGGCGAUCGACAAACCAGAACCCAGUUCGGCUUCCAACAAGAACUCAUCCACAAACAAGCUCCGGUGGUCGGAAGUCGAAGAGGAAGACGACUCCGCCACCGUGGACCUCAGGUUCCUCCUCCCUCCCCCGCGAGUAACCGGUCCGGACAAGAACGGGAUCAAGAAGGUGGCGGAGUACACGCUCAAUGAACAGGGGCAUAGAGUCAGGGUCACUACUACUACUCGCGUCCGGAAGGUGGCCAGCGCUCGGGUUAGUAAGCGUGCUGUGGAGAGGAGGGGGUGGGCUAAGUUUGGCGAUGCUGUUGAUGAGGACGUUGGGAGCCGGCUCACUAUGGUUUCCAGGGAGGAGAUUGUGCUUGAGCGACGGAGAGACUCUGGUGAGAAAGCCGAAGAAGCCAAGAGUAGCGGAGAUUCACUGGCACAGCUUGGCAAAGGAGCUGCUCUGAUGGUGUGCAGGAGUUGCGGUAUGAAGGGCGACCAUUGGACGGCGAGGUGCCCUUACCCAGGUCUUGCUCACCAAACCCAACUCUUAACGAAUGAUACACCUCCUUCGACAGACGCAGUAGCCGCGGCUUCGUCCUCCAGCCAAGGUACCUCUUACGUGCCACCAAGCAGGAGGGAAGGUGCCAAGAGAAGCGUAAUUGGAUCGGAUAUGAGGAGGAGGAACGACGAUUACACUAUCAGGAUCGACAACCUCUCGGAAGACACUCAGGACUCUGACUUGGUUGACCUCUGCCACCCUUUCGGGCAAGUGCUUCGCGCUAAUGUUCCGAAGGAUUACGCAACCGGCUCGGGCAGAGGUUAUGGUUACGUCAACUUUCUGCGCCGGGAAGACGCGGAGAGAGCUAUUAACAAACUCGAUGGCUAUGGGUAUGACAAUCUCAUCCUUAGAGUUGAGUGGUCUGCACCAAGAGCAAACUAGCUGCGUACAAAUUUUUUUGCUAAAAUGAAGAGUUUUGUUAGAGAUGAAGCUGAUAUGGUACUGGUUAUGGUAUUC